This is a messenger RNA of Emiliania huxleyi CCMP1516, 303 nucleotides long. RefSeq lists its product as hypothetical. The record is from RefSeq and is a predicted model, not a curated record. NCBI's taxonomy places the organism in Eukaryota, Haptophyta, Isochrysidales, Noelaerhabdaceae. The coding region runs from base 1 to 303 and encodes 100 amino acids. Gene Ontology annotation, molecular function: catalytic activity. The transcript has 3 exons.
AUGGGCACUGGCGUCUUCGUCACGGUUACCGUCCCGGCGGACAAGGUCGAGGAGUUUUUGAAGGUGAUGGAAGCAGACGUCAAAGGGUCUCGCGCAGAAAAAGGGUGCCAGCGCUUUGACCUGUUAGACCUCGGUGACAACAAGUUUUCUUUCUACGAGGUGUACGAGGACGCUGACGCGAUGGCGCACCACAAGACGCUGCCGCACUACAAGGGAUGGGCGGACUUCAAGGCUGCCAACAUGGACACCGUGGGUGCCUCACAGACUGUGGUCAAGUUUGCGACUGCUGGGCCCUUCCCGUGA